UCUCUCUCUCUAAGUACAUGUGUCUGCAUCUAUAUGCUUGUAUCACAUGAAAGUUUGACUUAAAAUUAAAAAUGGUGUAGCUGAAAAUCGAAGGAUCAGAGUGGUAGUAGUGUGUAUUUUCCGUGUUCUUUUCAUUUAUCCUCGUCUCCUCAACCAUAUAGAUGUGAAAACUGCUAUUAUUUCUGCAUGUAAGCUGUAGUCUUUCGUAUCAAAAGAGGUUUCUUUAUUUUCAGUUCAAAAUCAAUCUACAACUAAAAAAGCGAAAUAAAUGCUGGGUUGGCAUACGUGUUCACAUGAAGCGCCAUGAAAGCAUUCAACUCAUAGCAAAGUGGGCUCAUUUCUAUUACGCAGAGUAGCAGAGGAGCAUUAGAGUAGUUGUGUAUGCAGUGAUGUCAUCAGUAUCGACGGUGACGGAGAGGCCGUCGUCUUCCUCCUCGUCUACUUCCUCGGUGUCGUCGUUGUCGUCGUCGGUGGGACUGGGGGCUGGUGGUGGUGGUGGUGGAAGAGAAAGGGAGAUAGAUCCCUUGUUAAAAGAUCUAAGUGAGAAGAAGCAGAGUUUCCGGAGGAACGUGGUGUCCUUGGCGGCUGAGCUGAAGGAUGUCCGCAGCCGCCUUGCUUCUCAAGAACAGUCAUUUGCUCGUGAAUCCCUAACCCGCCAGGAAGCGGAGAUUAAAGCAAAGAAAAUGGAAGAGGAAAUAAACAGACUACACAAGAGCUUGGAAGAUAGAAAUGGGCAGCUUCGUGCUUCUGCAUCUACUUCUGAGAAAUACCUUAAGGAGUUGGAUGAUCUUCGAUCACAGCUUUCAGCAACUCAAGCAACUGCAGCUACUAGUGCUGCAUCUGCAGAGUCUGCGCAAAUGCAGUGUUUGGUGCUUCUGAAAGAACUAGAUGAGAAAAAUAAUUCUUUAAAGGAGCAUGAAAGUCGUGUAAACAAAUUGGGUGAGCAGUUAGAUCACCUGCAGAAGGAUCUUCAAGCAAGAGAAUUUUCCCAAAAGCAACUGAAAGAUGAAGUCAUACGGGUCGAGCAGGAUAUCAUGCAAGCUUUGGCCAAAGCUGGAGCAAAUAAAGACUGCGAAUUGAGGAGGAUAUUAGAUGAGGUUUCUCCAAAAAAUUUUGAGAAGAUGAAUAAGCUGUUGGCUGCAAAGGAUGAAGAAAUAGCCAAGCUGAGAGAUGAGAUCAGGAUUAUGUCUGCUCACUGGAAACUCAAAACUAAGGAAUUGGAGUCCAAGUUAGAGAAGCAUCGAAGGGCUGAUCAGGAGUUGAAGAAGAGGGUGUUGAAGUUGGAGUUUUGUCUACAAGAAGCUCGUGCUCAAACUCGCAAGCUCCAAAGGAUGGGAGAACGUAGGGACAGAGCCCUGAAAGAACUCAGAGAUCAGUUGGCAACUAAGCAACAAAACAUACCUGUGAGCAUUGACAAGCAGAAUUUUUGGGAAACCUCAGGGUUCAAAAUCGUGGUAUCGAUGUCUAUGCUGGUCUUAGUACUAUUUUCAAAGCGGUAAUGUUAUAGCCUGCAGGCCCUGUACCGUUUUUAGAGCAGCAGUUACUAGUUAGGACUGUGUAAAAAACUUAGGCUUCUAGCAGAUACUAGUUAGGACUCUGUAAAAAUCUUAGGUUCCUAGAAGCCCAGCGGAAGAAAUUUAGGCCUUAGGGAGGCGGUAGAUCUUGUUUAAGAGGUAGUCUUUUGUAUUUGUAUGGCAAAAUCCUCUUUUUCCAGCUGCAGAGAUUGUAGUGGCGAUAAAGUUUCAAUGAAUAUCGCUACAAUGCUUAGCUUUAUCCAUUUUUUGAAGCA
Molecule: messenger RNA, 1789 nt
Organism: Coffea eugenioides
Lineage: Eukaryota; Viridiplantae; Streptophyta; Magnoliopsida; Gentianales; Rubiaceae
Product: nuclear envelope-associated protein 2-like
Exons: 6
Coding region: 390-1499 (369 amino acids)
Source: RefSeq, a predicted model, not a curated record